ACAGAUUCCCAUUUCGUUGAUGAGGAGACUGGCACGGGGAGGGGGUGUGUAUGGCGUGGGGACCUGUGCACUCCCUGGAAACAGCCCGCUCUGGCCCCCUUGGUCUCAGCCUGGAGGAUUCCAAUCUGUCCCUGCACUCAGACAACCCGGACCUCACUCCCUGCUUCCAGAACUCCCUCCUGGCCUGGGUCCCCUGCAUCUACCUGUGGACAGCCCUACCCUGCUACUUAUUCUACCUGCGGCAUCACCAUCAAGGCUACAUCAUUCUCUCCCACCUCUCCAGGCUCAAGACGGUCGUGGGUGUCCUGCUGUGGUGUGUCUCCUGGGCUGACCUCUUCUACUCCUUCCAUGGCCUGACCCAAGACUGGGCCCUGGCUCCUGUCUUCUUUGUCACCCCACUGGUGGUGGGGAUCACCAUGCUGUUGGUCACCCUGAUGAUCCAGUAUGAGCGACUGCAGGGAGUACAGUCAUCGGGGGUCCUCAUCAUCUUCUGGCUCCUGUGUGUCGUCUGCGCCAUCAUCCCCUUCCGCUCCAAGAUCCUUGCUGCCAUGGCAGAGGGCAAGGUCUCAGACCCCUUCCGCUUCACCACCUUCUACAUCUACUUUGCCCUGGUGCUCCUGGCUCUCAUCCUGUCCUGCUUCAGAGAGAAGUCACCAUUCUUCUCCCCAAAGGAUGUCGAUACUAACCCCUGCCCAGAGGCCAGUGCUGGCUUCUUUUCCCGCCUGUCUUUCUGGUGGUUCACAAAGAUGGCCAUCCGUGGCUACCGGCGCCCCCUGGAGGAGCAGGACCUCUGGUCCCUGAACAAAGCAGACAAAUCCCAGUUGGUGGUGCAGAAGCUGCUGGAGGAGUGGAAGAAGCAGCAAAAACAGGCGGCAGGACUCGAGGCUGCUGCAGCAUCUGAGAAGACAGCCUCCAGGGAGGAGGAGAGGCUGCUGGGGGCCCAGCCCAGGCCCCAGCAGUCCACUUUUCUGAAGGCCCUGAUGGUCACAUUUGGCCCCAGCUUUUUCACCAGCUUUGGCUUGAAGCUGAUGCAGGACCUGCUCUCCUUCGUCAAUCCGCAGCUGCUCAGGUGUCACCCCACUCCUUCCAUAGGUGUCAUCUAUAGGAAGGCUCUGGUCAUCACCAAUUCAGCCAAACGGAAGUCCACAAUGGGAGAAAUUGUCAACCUCAUGUCAGUGGAUGCCCAGCGCCUCAUGGACGUGGCCCCCUUCCUCAACCUGCUUUGGUCUGCACCCCUGCAGAUUUUCCUGGCAACUUAUUUUCUCUGGCAGAACCUGGGUCCCUCUGUCCUGGCUGGACUUGCUUUCAUGGUCUUGCUGAUACCACUCAAUGGAGCUAUGGCCAUAAAGAUGCGUGCUUUGCAGGUGGAACAAAUGAAGUUCAAGGACUCACGUGUCAAGCUGAUGAGUGAGAUUCUGGGUGGCAUCAAGGUGCUGAAGCUGUAUGCCUGGGAGCCCAGCUUUCUGGAGCAGGUGGGGGGCAUCCGGCAGGAUGAGCUCCGGCUGCUGCGUCGUACGGCCUACCUUCACGCCAUCUCCUCCUUCAUUUGGAUCUGUUCCCCCUUCCUGGUAACCCUGAUCACCCUCGGAGUGUACGUGUUGACGGAUGAGAACAAUGUGUUGGAUGCCCAGAAGGCCUUUGUGUCUGUGUCCCUGUUUAAUAUCUUAAGGAAUCCCCUCAACAUGCUGCCCCAGUUAUUCAGCAGCCUGGUCCAGACUAGUGUGUCUCUAAAACGGAUCCAGCAUUUCCUGAGCCAAGAUGAACUUGACCUCAAGUGUGUGGAGAGAAAGACCAUCUCCCCAGGCUAUGCCAUCACCAUGCACAACGGCACCUUCACCUGGGCCCAAGACCUGCCCCCCAUUCUGCACAGCCUCAAUCUUCAGGUGCCAAAGGGAGCUCUGGUGGCUGUGGUGGGCCCUGUCGGCUGUGGGAAGUCCUCCCUAGUGUCAGCCCUGCUGGGAGACAUGGAAAAGCUGGAAGGCAAGGUGUCUGUAAAGGGCUCCGUGGCCUAUGUGCCCCAGCAGGCAUGGAUCCAGAACUGUACUCUUCAGGAAAAUGUGCUAUUUGGCCAAGCCCUGGACCCCAAGCGCUACCAAAAGGCUCUGGAGGCCUGUGCCCUGGUGGCAGACUUGGAGAUGUUGUCUGGUGGGGACCAGACAGAGAUUGGAGAGAAGGGCAUUAACCUAUCUGGGGGCCAGCGGCAGCGGAUCAGUUUGGCCAGAGCUGUUUACAGUAAUGCUGACAUCUUUCUGUUGGAUGACCCACUGUCAGCUGUGGACUCCCAUGUGGCCAGGCAUAUCUUUGACCAAGUCAUUGGACCAGAAGGGAUGCUGGCUGGCAAGACGCGGGUGCUGGUGACACACGGCAUCAGUUUCCUGCCUCAGACAGACUUCAUUAUCGUGCUGGCUGACGGGCAGGUGUCCGAAGUGGGCUCCUACACAGCCCUGCUGGAGCACAAUGGCUCCUUCGCCAACUUCCUCCACAACUACGCGCCUGAUGAGGAGCUCCCAGAGGGUGGCAGGCCCGCUCUGGACAGUGCAGAGGACGGAGAGAUGCAGUUGAUCAAAGACACACUCAGCACUCACACAGACCAAACAGAUACUGAAUCAGUCAUGUAUGGGGCCCAGCAGCAGUUUAUGAGACAGUGGAGUGUGUUGUCCUCAGAAGGGGAGGACCAGAGUCAGCCUGUGCCUCGGAGGUGCCUGGGCCCAUCAGAAAAGGUGGUACCGGCAGCUGAGGCAAAGGCCAGUGGGGUGCUGAUCCAGGAAGAGAAGGCAGAGACGGGAACCGUAAAGCUGAGUGUGUUCUGGGAUUAUGCAAAGGCUGUGGGGCUGUGCACCACACUGGCUGUCUGUCUGCUGUAUGCUGUUCAAAGUGCGGCUACCAUUGGGGCCAACCUGUGGCUCAGUGACUGGACCAAUGAGGCUAUGUUGGGUGGCCAACAAAACAGCACCUCCAUGAGACUAGGUGUCUACGCAGCCCUGGGGAUUCUGCAAGGGCUCCUAGUAAUGCUGGGCGCCUUGGCAAUGGCAAUGGGUGGCUUCCAAGCUGCACGCUCACUCCACCAGACGCUGCUGCACAACAACCUUCGCUCCCCACAGUCCUUCUUUGAUACCACACCGUCAGGCCGGAUCCUCAACCGCUUCUCCAGGGACAUCAGUGUCAUCGAUGAGGUUUUGGUGCCCAACAUCCUCAUGCUGUUGACCUCCUUCUACAACUCCCUCUCGACCAUAGUGGUCAUUGUGGCCAGCACGCCACUCUUUGCUGUGGUCAUCCUGCCCCUGGUUGUUAUCUACAUCUUUGUACAGCGGUUCUAUGUGGCCACAUCAAGGCAACUGAAGCGGCUGGAAUCCAUCAGCCGCUCACCUAUCUACUCCCACUUCUCAGAGACAGUGACAGGCUCCAGUGUCAUUCGGGCUUAUGGCCGUACUCAGGACUUUGAGACCAUCAAUGAUGCUAAAGUGGACACCAACCAGAGGAGCUGCUACCCCUCCAUCUCUUCUAACCGGUGGCUGGGAGUUCGAGUGGAGUUUCUGGCCAACUGCAUUGUGCUUUUUUCUGCCCUCUUUGCUGUGAUUGGGAGAAGAAGCCUGAGUCCAGGCCUGGUGGGCCUUUCUGUGUCCUAUGCCCUACAGGUGACAUUGUCUCUGAACUGGAUGAUACGGAUGAUAUCCGAUUUGGAGUCUAAUAUUGUGGCUGUGGAAAGAGUCAAAGAGUACUCCAAGACAGAGACAGAGGCCCCCUGGGUGGUGGAGGACAGCCGCCCUCCCCCUGGAUGGCCCCCCAAGGGCAAGGUGGAGUUCCGGAAUUACUCAGUGCGGUACAGGCCCGGCCUGGAGCUGGUGCUGAAAAAGCUGAGUCUGCGCGUGCGCGGCGGCGAGAAGGUGGGGAUUGUGGGACGCACAGGAGCUGGCAAGUCAUCCAUGACCCUCUGCCUGUUCCGCAUCCUGGAGGCCGCAGAGGGCGAGAUCCGCAUCGAUGGCCUCAAUGUGGCGAACCUCGGCCUCCAUGACCUGCGUUCUCAGCUGACCAUCAUCCCCCAAGACCCUGUCCUAUUCUCGGGGACUCUGCGAAUGAACCUAGACCCCUUUGGCAACUACUCAGAGGAGGAUAUCUGGCGAGCCUUGGAGCUGUCUCACCUACAUACGUUUGUGAGCUCCCAGCCAGCAGGCCUGGACUUUAAGUGUUCUGAGGGCGGAGAGAACCUCAGUGUGGGCCAGCGGCAACUCGUGUGCCUUGCCCGGGCCCUGCUCCGUAAGAGUCGCAUCCUGGUUCUGGACGAGGCUACAGCUGCCAUUGACCUGGAGACCGAUGACCUCAUCCAGGCCACCAUCCGCACCCAGUUUGAGGACUGCACGGUGCUGACCAUCGCACAUCGGCUCAACACCAUCAUGGACUACAACAGGGUCCUGGUCUUAGACAAAGGAACAGUAGCUGAAUUUGAUUCUCCAACCAACCUCAUUGCAGCCAGAGGCAUCUUCUACGGAAUGGCCAGAGAUGCUGGACUGGCCCAAUGAUAUAUCCCUGAGAUUUCCUCCUGACCAUUCCUGACUUUCAUCAGAAAGAAAAAAAGACAUCUAUAUGUCCUGGACUUCAUGACAUAGGCUACGUAGAGGCUUUUGUUAGACGUCGCCCCUGUAAUGUGUCAUUCAUAUAGCUGUGCGAAAUACAUUAGGUAAAUUUGCGGGGUAAACAGAAUGGCCAGGGCCACAGCUAGUUUGAGGCAGAACCCGGGCUAGUCCUCAGCUUGCCUAAUUCCCAAUCUAGUGUUACUUCCACACUGGACUGUUUCAAUCAUUUCAUGAGAUGACUUUCCUACCCUCUAUGGUUGUUUGUAUUUUCUACUCUGAAAUCUUUUUUUUAAUAAAGCUUUUACCUUCUGGAACAGAAGAUUGUCAGGUCAAACUGUCCCUGUGAACUGAGCCUGUACUUUGGAGUGCUGGCCUGAAUCUGUUUAAAAAAAAAAAAAGGGGAGGGGAGUCGGGCGGUAGCACAGCAGGUUAAGCGCACAUGGCACAAAGCGCAAGGACCGGCGUAAGGAUCCUGGUUCGAGCCUCUGGUUCCCCACCUGUAGGGAAGUCACUUCACAGACAGUGAAGCAGGUCUGCAGGUGUCUUAUCUUUCUGUCCCCCUCUCUGUCUUCCCUUCCUCUCUCCAUUUCUCUCUGUCCUAUCCAACAGUGAUGACAUCAACAACAAUAUAACUACAACAACAAUAAAAACAACAAGGACAACAAAAAGGA
This is a messenger RNA of Erinaceus europaeus (western European hedgehog), 5242 nucleotides long. It is a transcript of the gene ABCC3, whose product is annotated as ATP binding cassette subfamily C member 3. Gene Ontology annotation, biological process: transmembrane transport. Gene Ontology annotation, cellular component: membrane. NCBI's taxonomy places the organism in Eukaryota, Metazoa, Chordata, Mammalia, Eulipotyphla, Erinaceidae. The transcript is spliced from 31 exons. The record is from RefSeq and is a predicted model, not a curated record. Gene Ontology annotation, molecular function: ATP binding; ATP hydrolysis activity; ABC-type transporter activity. Bases 51 to 4517 code for a protein of 1488 amino acids.